This is a messenger RNA of Chondrus crispus (carragheen), 3489 nucleotides long. Its product is annotated as isoleucine--tRNA ligase, cytoplasmic. The transcript has a single exon. Bases 1 to 3489 code for a protein of 1162 amino acids. The record is from RefSeq and is a predicted model, not a curated record. Gene Ontology annotation, molecular function: tRNA binding; isoleucine-tRNA ligase activity; ATP binding. Lineage: Eukaryota; Rhodophyta; Florideophyceae; Gigartinales; Gigartinaceae. Gene Ontology annotation, biological process: isoleucyl-tRNA aminoacylation.
AUGUCGACACCCGGCGAGGUCCCCGAGCGUAUUAGCUUCCCCUCCACAGAGGAGGGCGUGCUUUCGCACUGGAAGGACAUCGACGCUUUCCACACAGCCAACAAACUCAGCGAGGGCCGCCCCGUCUUCUCGUUCUAUGACGGCCCUCCCUUCGCCACCGGCCUUCCCCAUUACGGCCAUCUCCUCGCAGGCACAAUCAAAGACACCGUCACCCGCUUCGCCUACCAAACAGGCCAUCAUGUGCCCCGUCGCUUCGGCUGGGAUUGCCACGGCCUGCCUAUCGAGUUUGAGAUCGAGAAAAUGCUCGGCAUCAAAUCGAGGGACGAUGUCCUCAAGUUAGGCAUCGACAAGUACAAUGCAGAGUGCAGGAAGAUCGUUAUGCGCUACUCAAAAGAAUGGGAAACUGUGGUCACCAGGCUCGGCCGUUGGAUCGAUUUUGAAAAUGACUACAAGACUCUUGACACCUCCUUCAUGGAGACGGUGUGGUGGGUUUUCAAGUCCCUGCAUGCAAAAGGGCUCGUCUAUCGCGGCUUCAGAGUGAUGCCGUACUCCACCGCCUGCACAACCCCGCUCUCCAACUUCGAGGCAGGUUUGAACUACAAGGACGUCGACGAUCCGGCUGUUGUCGUUUCCUUUCCCAUCAUCGACGCCGAGGAGCCUGCGUCUUUCCUCGCGUGGACCACCACCCCAUGGACUCUUCCAUCCAAUCUCGCUCUUUGCGUCAGGGAUGAUUUGGACUACGUGUAUGUGGCCGACCAUAAGUCGGGCAAUACAUAUGUGCUGGCAGAGUCUCGUCUAGUCCAACUGUACAAAAACCCAAAAAAGAAGAAGGGAUUUGAGAUCUUGAGAAAGGUUAAGGGUAAGGAGUUGGUGGGUCUCAAGUAUCAACCGCUUUUCGACUAUUUCAAGAACGAGUACGGUGAGCGCGCGUUCAGGGUGCUCUCGGAUGAGUACGUCACUGACGCGGAUGGUACUGGUAUUGUGCAUCAGGCGCCAGCGUUUGGAGAGGAUGAUUACCGCGUGUGCACCACGAAUGGCAUCGUGGAUCUUGGCGAGGACUUGCCGUGUCCCGUGGACGACGAUGGCAAGUUUGUGGACCCCGUUGUCGACUUCGCGGGGUUGCACGUGAAGGAAGCCGACAAGAAGAUCAUUGUGGAAUUGAAGGAGAGGGGCCGCCUUGUGAAGAAUGACUCUCUCAACCAUCGCUACCCCUUCUGCUGGCGUUCCGAUACGCCACUCAUCCAGCGUGCAGUGCCGUCUUGGUUCGUCAACGUCACGGCAAUCAAGGACAAACUUGUCGCCAACAAUAAGGAAACUUAUUGGGUGCCGGGCUUCGUCCAGCACAAUCGCUUCGGCAGCUGGCUGGAGAAUGCCCGAGACUGGAAUGUAUCCAGAAACAGGUACUGGGGCACCCCGCUCCCUGUGUGGACCAAUGACGAAACUGGUGAAUUCAUUGUCAUCGGUUCUGUGAAGGAAUUGGAGGAACUGUCGGGACGCACGGGCAUUACCGACCUUCAUCGCGAUUCCGUCGAUGAUAUUGAGAUCAAAUCACCGAAGACGGGGGCGGCCUUGAAACGAACCUCUGAGGUAUUUGACUGCUGGUUUGAAAGUGGCUCCAUGCCAUACUCAUCUGUUCACUAUCCAUUUGAGAAAGACAGCGAAGAGCAGUUCAAACACUCGUUCCCCGCACCAUCAAUCGGUUGGCAACCACAUGAAUAUCGUUGCUGGUUUUACACUUUGAUGGUGCUGUCGACGGCGCUUUUUGACAAGCCUGCUUUCAAGAACUGCGUCGUCAACGGCCUUGUCCUUGCUGAAGACGGUAAGAAAAUGUCGAAGCGAUUGAAGAAUUAUCCAGAUCCUGUGCAUGUUCUAAGCAACUACGGUGCUGAUGCGCUGAGGCUGUAUUUGGUCAACUCACCGGUCGUGCGGGCGGAACCCUUGCGGUUCAAGGAAGAAGGGGUGCGUAACGUCAUCAAAGAUGUCAUGCUGCCCUGGUUCAAUUCUUUGCGAUUCCUCACCCAAAACGUCCGAGCACUGGACAAGUCAUCUGGGGUGCCACUCAAAAUAGCUGAUGCGUCAAAGCAUGAAAAGCAUAAGAAUCAAAUGGACGUGUGGAUUGAAUCGGCUCUAGGUUCACUGACGGCUGCCGUUCACGAGGAGAUGAGUGCAUACCGUCUCUACACCGUGGUCCCCAAGCUUCUGAGCUUUGUUAAUUCGUUGACAGAUUGGUAUGUCCGCCUUAACAGGCCGCGUUUGAAGGGAAUGGGGACGGAGGAAGAACAAAGAGCGGCUCUAGGAACACUGGCUCAUGUUCUUCUGACCUUGGCACAGCUCAUGGCACCAUUUGCUCCUUUCUUCGCUGAAUACACAUACCAGAUUUUGAAGCCUGUAGCUCCUGAGGAGCUCCAGUCCGGUUCUGUUCACUUUCUGAUGCUACCUGAGGUAGAUACGAGUCAUGUGGACAAGCCAUUUGAAGCGGCUAUCGAACACAUGAAGGCUGCAAUCGUGCUUGGACGCGUCGGUCGUGAGCACAAAGAAAUUGCUUUGAAACAACCACUGAAAGAAGCAACCGUUAUUCACAGGGAUACGAGCGUUAUUGAGUCUGUUAGAUCUCUGGAGAUGUACGUUCGUUCCGAACUAAAUGUGCGGACGGUCAAGUACUCGUCCGAUGAAUCUGAAUACGUGAUGCUGAAAGCUGACGCUGAUGGUCGUGUUUUGGGACGAAAACUCGGCAAGGACUUCAAGACAGUGCACAAAGCUGUGCGAGCAUUGAAACCGGAGGAGGUCCUUAAGUUGGAGUCGCAGGGUGAGCUGGAAGUGGCUGGGCAUAUUUUGACAAGCAGCGAUGUGAAGAUCAGUAGGGAGCUAAAGGAAGAAUUCAAGACCUGUGGUGACUUACAAGUAGAAACAUCUUCUAAUGGGCUGCUUGUCGUCCUCAAUAUGGUGCGCGAUGAGGACCUGGUGAAUGAAGGUACGGCGAAGGAAAUGAUCAACCGAAUUCAAAAGCUUCGAAAGAAGGUGAAUCUGAGACCAGAGGACAAGAUUGAAAUAUUUAUUGAUACUGAGGAUGCCUCGUUACUAUCUGUUAUGUCCAGCAAGGAAAGUGUAUUCCGGGAUGUGCUGAACGGCUGUAUUCCUCUAGUGAUUUCCGAAAAGGCGGAAGAAGCGGUGGAGAUUGCUUAUGAAAGCGUAGAAGCGAUUGGUGAAGCCGAGCUGAAGGUUUGCCUGACCAAGGCGUCAGUUGCGCCCAGCACCGCGCGGAUCCAGGAGCUUGUGAGUGGGAAUCAAAGAGCAGCGCAAGCUAUUUCGGCGUAUCUGCGGUGUCGGGAUCUGAAGUGCCUCAACGUGGAGAAGAAGGAGGAUGGUAUGCUUGAGAGUGUGGAUGUGGCAGUGACAGUGGAUGGGGAGGUGAGGUGCUGCUCUGUACGGAUAGGCAAGGAAUUGUUCUUGUGCACCGCGGAUCGCGUAGCUGCCGGAGCUCCUUUGUGA